AAAAAUGACAAAAGACAUUAAUCACAGCCUUCACUAUGGAGCUUAAAUUAGCCCUAACCUAAAAUUAAAUCUAUACCAAAGAUCAAUCACAAACGUCUUGUUUUACCAGUUAUCACUCAGAAUCCUGGAGUAGGCUAUUACUCUCCCAAUCUUUAAAGCAUUUACUCAAACCCAAAAAUUACUCGAUUAAGAAGCGUCACUAAAAUACCAACUCUCCAUGAU
This is a messenger RNA of Paramecium octaurelia, 222 nucleotides long. The record is from the annotation of a GenBank genome assembly. Lineage: Eukaryota; Ciliophora; Oligohymenophorea; Peniculida; Parameciidae.